This is a messenger RNA of Cannabis sativa, 1360 nucleotides long. RefSeq lists its product as uncharacterized. The record is from RefSeq and is a predicted model, not a curated record. The transcript is spliced from 4 exons. NCBI's taxonomy places the organism in Eukaryota, Viridiplantae, Streptophyta, Magnoliopsida, Rosales, Cannabaceae. Bases 260 to 532 code for a protein of 90 amino acids.
AUUGCAUUUAAUUAAGUUCAUUCAGAAAAAUAUGAUAGUUAUGGAUUUAUGGCACAAAAUUGAUGAGAGCAAGUUGAAGGAAGGAGAUCACAUCUACACUUACAGAAACCAACACACAUAUCAUAUCCCUUCAUGGUAAGAAAUAAUCCAAAAUAUUAUUUACUAUACAAAUCAUGUGUUAGGAAAACGACAACAAAAAGAAGGAAAACGACAACGACGAGACUUGAGAGACAUAUAUGGUGUACGGCGUGAUACCCAAAUGUCAAACAGAAGAAGAAAUAGAGAGAGAGCUAUGGGGCAGUGCGUGUCUUGCUUGGACGAAGAGAAGAAACAACAAAGGAAAGAAGAGGAAAGGUUAGCCGCCGCUGAAGUACGUGCCAGAGCUGCCGAAGCUGCUGAAAAACGGAAAGAGCAGUUUGAAAAAUCUGCAGCAGGAAGGGCUGCACGUGCACAGCAACAGGGUCUUGCAAAGCAAGCAUCAAACACUAACAAAGGGGAACCAGUAUUAAAGUGGCAGAUGGGUGGGUCUUAAGUAUUGUUUCUGUACAUUCCAACAACUGCUUAUUGUAAGUUUGUGAAUAUUUUCCAUCUUAUUGAAUCUAAUUACUCUGUCAUUAUACAUUUAUGUAAGCGAUGCGAUAUGAAUGUGUGUCUCAAAUACAUAAAUUUAAUUAUAAGAAAUAAAAUGAAAGUGAUUAGUUUGGUUGUGAAAAUUUUGAAUUGAGAAUGUUAAAUAAAAAUGUGAUAUUGGAUGUUUGAAUUUUAAACAGAUACUUGCAGUAUUUUUCCCACUGCAGCCUCGGUCGUUUGUUAUUCUUUGCCUUCUCUAGUCUAAUCUUUCUGGGAUAGUGGCGUGUUGUUCUAGUUAUUCCUUUUUUGGUUGGUGAAUAUUCAUUAGAGCAAGGUGCACGGUAAGAAGUAUGAGAUUUAUAUUAAAACUAAUUGCAGUUAAAACAUUUUCUCCUCGAGGGAGUCUAUCUUCACAAACACAUGUUUAUCACCUUCAUGCGGCUAAGACAAUCCCCUCAAGCCCAUAAUUGUUUGUUGCUGGGUUUUUUCAUUUAUUUUUUUCUUUGUAGAGUGUAAUUUUGAAGUUAUUGUGAAUUCUAUUUCAUUUUUUCUUUCUGAGAGUGUCUCCAAGUGGGGUUGUUUUUUAGAUCUUUUAGAACAUUGUUAUUUGUCUUUCCGGGUGUAUGUCUUCAACAUGUAAUGUGAAAUGGUAAUACCGCAAUACAUAGUAAGUAUGAUAUGCACUAUAGAUGGAAAACGAGGUAUCUUGGUUGAAAGAAAUUCCUUCUUGUUUAAUAACUAAUGUAUUAUUUGACUUUUAGCAAUAAAAUUGAUUAUUAUAUUAAAAAAA